AGCCGCGCGGGCCCCCCCCCCCGCUCCAUGGCCCCGGCCGCGGCGGAGCCCAACGCCCGUUCCCCCCCGGGGAGCGGCCCCGGCCGCAGGCGCUCGGCUCGGAGGCGUCCGCAGGAGGAGCGGCCGGGCCGGACACGAUGACCGCAGAGAGCACCGAGAGCAACGGGCCCAUGCGGGAGCCGGAGCCGGUGGGCACGAGGUCCCCGGUGCCCCCGGUACCCCCUGCCCCACCGCGGCGCCGGGGGCACCGUCUGCGGCGCCGCAAGUCCCCGACGGAGGCACCGGUGAAGGGGCAGCUCCGCAUGCGGUCACCAUCGGGAGCCUUUGUCAUGGUGGGCAUCUCGGUGGUGCUGGUGGGCAUGACCAUCGCUGUGGUGGGAUACUGGCCCCACCGUGGGGCUGGGGCUGCCGGUGCCACCAACAUCACGGGGGACAUGAGGAGGGAGGUGUCGGCCGCGCGCCACGUGCCCCACAGUGAGAAGCUCAAGCUGAUCGGCCCUGUCAUCAUGGGCAUCGGGCUCUUCAUCUUCAUCUGCGCCAACACCAUGUUGUACGAGAACAGGGACAUGGAGACCCGCAGGCUCAUGCAGAAGGGGCUCUGCUCCAUGGUGACGGCUCUGCCCGAGGGCACCGGCCUCGAGGACGGGCACUGCCAGCGCGGGGACACCCGGCCCGUGCCCAAGGCCAACGCUGAGUGUGUGGAGGGCUGUUACCGUGUGGACCUCUCGGGCCAGCCCUGCCCUGGCACCGGCACCAAGUGGUCCAACUGCUAUGGCUCCAACAGGCUCCAGACCACGGCCGAGUUCCUGCAGCGCCCGGUGGCAUCUCCCGCUGCCUCCCUGCUCAGCCUCCGCUCCGGUGCCUCCACCGAGGCCAACCUGGGCUUGUCCCACCACAGAGGGGCCGAGUCCCUCCUGUGCUCGGCUGUCGGUGCCUUGGCACUGCCUGUCAUCAAGCUCAACAACUGCCUCUUGGAUGCAGCAGCACGAGGGGGCCCUGCAGAGCCCCAGCACGGAGCCCCACAGCUCUCCCAGCCUGGCAGCAGCAUCGCGCCCCAUGGCCAUGACCCUGGUGGUGGCCACAUCAUCAUCAAUGUGGAUGGAGGCGCGGAGCCGGUGGUGAUGGAGCUGGGCCCUGAUGUGCAGCUCCACAGCCCAGGGCACUCCAAGUCCCUGGACCUGGGCCAGCCUGGGGUGCUGCUGGUGGCCCCCAUCAAGGACCGUAAGAACCGGAGCUGGCCGCGGCUGGACCACGUCAGCCUGGUGGGUUACAGCAAGCUGGAGAGCACCGGAGAGUCCUCGGACCGGCUGCUGGAGCACAGCGAGCCCCGGCCCAGCUCCUGGGCUGUGGGCAUGGAGCAGGGAACACGGGUCUGACACCCCCAGCCCCUCACCUUGGUCCCCAGCACCCACCACAGACCCCAGACCAGGGGGUUCGGAGGUGCUGAUGUCAAGCAGUGCCAAGAGGGAGGUCUUGACCUGCUGCUGCUGCAGGAGGACUCGCCUGGGGUGCGAGUCUUGAUGUCUUCCCAGUGGAUGCCCUUGGCCUUACAAAACCCUUUUCCUGGUGGCUGUUCCAGAGGAGCCCUGGCUUUGAGACCCAGCCCAAACUGCAGGAUGGGGACGUUGGGUGGGUGAAGCCCCACCAGCCCCUGCAGCACUUUAUUGCACCGGAGUGGGGGGGAUGCUCUGGGGCAGGGGCUGUCCCCUUGCCCAGCCCCAACCCACUGGAAGGUUUGCUUGACCAGAGCACGUAAACCCAAUGGGGCUAUUAAAUAUUACCUUGAUGCCA
Messenger RNA from Melopsittacus undulatus (budgerigar), 1791 nucleotides. RefSeq names its product transmembrane protein 200B (gene TMEM200B). Lineage: Eukaryota; Metazoa; Chordata; Aves; Psittaciformes; Psittaculidae. The record is from RefSeq and is a predicted model, not a curated record. Bases 138 to 1376 code for a protein of 412 amino acids. The transcript is spliced from 2 exons.